This is a messenger RNA of Colossoma macropomum (tambaqui), 4151 nucleotides long. It is a transcript of the gene pkd2, whose product is annotated as polycystic kidney disease 2. Lineage: Eukaryota; Metazoa; Chordata; Actinopteri; Characiformes; Serrasalmidae. Gene Ontology annotation, molecular function: potassium channel activity; signaling receptor binding; muscle alpha-actinin binding. Gene Ontology annotation, biological process: release of sequestered calcium ion into cytosol; detection of mechanical stimulus; potassium ion transmembrane transport. The record is from RefSeq and is a predicted model, not a curated record. Gene Ontology annotation, cellular component: membrane.
GCUGCGGGACACAGAGAGAGUCUCUCUUCUUCACAAACGGAGGAUUUAAACAUCCACAAACUACUGAAACUGCUCACCUAACCAGCUUUGUUGCUAGCUAGUUAAGUUAUCCUCCAGUCUUCCGUUUUUUUUACAGGGAUAUUCAGACACUUUUUUUUCUGAAAACUCUUCACUUUGCCUUUUUUCGAGUUUCUGUUCUGAGCUAAUUUAAGCAAACAGGAUUAGUUGUUUAGAAGGAAAACAGCAGUUUCGUUGCGAUUUAACAGACUGGAAGACGAAUCUGCUUGCUUAAAAUAACGUAAUGGAAACUGUUUCUUCAAUUAUGCGAUGAAGUUUUGUGUGCUAGUGUUUUUAUUCUUUUAGGUGGCGUUUGGAAACAGGCCCAUAUUCAUUAAUCUGUCUUUAAGAUGAACAGUUUUUCUUACUAUAAAACCAAGGUCUGAAUUAUGAGCUCGAACCGACUCCGCUCCCAGCAGCAGCAGCAGCAGCCCCAGCCGGCUCCAGCCUCCUUACCGCCGAGCGAGGCCAUUGAGCUGGGCACAGUGCCUCACUCAGCGGCCGAGGAGGAGAGCCCGUGCCCGCCCGCCUCCAGCUCCAGACAGGCGUGGAGCCGGGACAACCCUGGUUUUGAGCCAGAGGAGGGCCUAAUGGGGGCCAGCUGGGCCCCGGAGAGUCCCGGACGGAGGUCUCUGUCCACGGCUUCCAGCGGCAGCAGCGGCCUGGGGAGCUUCAGCGGCAGGAUCCGCGGAGGGCUUUCGCCCGGGCGACCAGCAGAGGGCACCCAGCACGGCUGGAGCAAGAGGAUACUGUCAAAAAUCAGAGUUUUGUGGGGAACACGUCUGAUGGAGGAGCAUGACAGCAGCAGGGAGGUGUAUCUGAAGAAUGUUCUGAGGGAGAUGGUCACCUACCUCUUCUUCCUCAUCACUCUGUGCAUCAUAACAUAUGGGAUGGUGAGCACCAACAUGUACUUUUACACCAAAGUCAUGUCUCAGCUCUUCCUGGACACACCAGUGUCAAAUGGAGAUCCUACAACCUUCAAGACCCUCUCAACCAUGGAGGACUUCUGGAAAUACACAGAGGGGCCUUUUCUAAAUGGGAUGUACUGGGACAUGUGGUACAACAACAAGAGCCUGCCAGAGAACCAGAGUCUCAUCUAUUAUGAGAAUCUCCUCCUGGGAGUUCCUCGCCUCCGCCAGGUCAAAGUGCUCAACAAGUCCUGUCCUGUGCAUGAGGACCUGAAGGACGAGGUCUAUGACUGCUACAGCACCUACUCGCCUGCCAGUGAGGACAAGGCAGCCUUCGGCCUCAAAAACGGCACAGCGUGGGUGUAUUCUGAGGAGAGCUCUCUUGGAGAGGGCAGCUAUUGGGGUGAAGUGGCCACGUACAGAGGAGGGGGUUACUACCAAGACCUGUCCCGCACCCGAGAGGAGUCCGCCAGGCAGCUGCGAGAGCUAAAGGACAACCUGUGGCUGGACCGUGGCACCAGAGCGGUGUUCCUUGACUUCUCUGUCUAUAAUGGCAAUGUCAACCUCUUCUGCAUCGUCAGAAUGCUAGUGGAGUUUCCUGCCACCGGAGGCGCUGUGACAUCUUGGCAGUUCCAGACAGUGCGCCUGGUGCGGUACAUAUCCAGCUGGGACUACUUUGUUGGUGCAUGUGAGGUGGUCUUCUGCCUCUUUGUGCUCUACUACAUGGUGGAGGAGGUGCUCGAAAUUCGUCUGCACCGCCUGCACUACUUUAAGAGCCUGUGGAACUGUCUGGACGUCGCCAUAGUAACACUGAGCGUCCCCGCCAUCAUCAUGAACAUCUACAGGACAUCAGCGGUCAGUAACAGGCUGAGGUGCCUGCUGGAGAACCACAGCACAUAUCCGAACUUCGAACGGCUCGCUCAGCUGCAGGUUCAGUUCAACAACCUGGCUGCAGUCAUCGUCUUCCUCGCCUGGGUCAAGCUCUUUAAGUUCAUCAACUUCAAUAAGACCAUGAGUCAGCUGUCCACCACGAUGUCCAGAUGUGCAAAGGAUCUGCUGGGCUUCGCAAUCAUGUUCUUCAUUGUGUUCUUGGCAUACGCGCAGUUAGCUUACCUGGUGUUUGGCAGCCAGCAUAAUGACUUCAGUACCUUCCAGGCCUGCAUUUUCACACAGUUCCGGAUCAUUCUGGGAGACUUUGACUUCUCUGAGAUUGAGGAGACAAACAGAGUCCUGGGGCCAAUCUACUUCACCACCUUUGUCUUCUUCAUGUUCAUGAUUCUGUUGAACAUGUUCUUGGCUAUCAUCAAUGAUACAUACUCAGAAGUGAAGGCUGACAUGGCACAGCAAAGAUCUGAAAUGGAGAUUACAGACCUCAUUAAAAAGGGAUACCACAAGGCCAUGGUAAAACUGAAGCUGAGGAAGACUACGGUGGAUGACAUCUCCGACAGUUUACGCCAGGCUGGAGGGAAGCUCAACUUUGAUGAACUCCGACAAGACCUGCGAGGAAAGGGACACUCAGAUGCUGAGAUUGAAGCUAUUUUUGCCAAGUACGAUCUGGACGGAGACCAGGAGCUUACUGAGCAUGAACACCAGCAGAUGAGGGACGACCUGGAGAAAGAGAGAGAGGACUUGGAUCUGGAGCGCAGUUCGCUGCCCAGGCCCCUGAGCGGGCGGAGCUUCUCUCGUAGCCAGGACGACUCGGAAGAGGAUGACGACGAGGACAGUGGACACAGCUCCCGUCGCCGUGGCAGCAGUUCUGGGGGCGUGUCUUAUGAGGAGUUCCAAGUAUUGGUGCGGAGGGUGGAUCGUAUGGAGCACUCGAUUGGUAGUAUUGUGUCUAAGAUCGACGCAGUCAUUGUGAAGCUUGAGGCCAUGGAGAGAGCCAAGCUGAAGAGGAGAGAAGUGCUCGGCCGAUUGCUGGAUGGUGUGAUGGAGGAUGAGAGGAUGGGGAGGGAUACGGAGGUGCACAGGGAGCAGAUGGAGAAGCUGGUACGAGAGGAGCUCGAGCGCUGGGAGUCAGAUGACGCCAUCUCUCAGGUCAGCCAUCAGCAGGCCACUCCAGUUGGCCCUGGAGCUCAGGCCCGUCCUCGCAGCGCCCGCCCCUCCUCCUCACUGUCCACUGAGGGCCAAGAUGCUGGGGCCAAUGGGAGUGGACACUUGUAAGACCACUCCUGCUCAUCCCACUGCCAUAAGAAGUAUUACUAAAGUUCAUAAUCACAUCAGUAUUAUAGUUUGUAUGCUGCAGUUUAUUCACAUUGUGCACUUCCAGGUUAGGCAGUAUCAAAAAAAAAAGGUAUGCCAGGAUUGUAUUUCCAGGAUUUGUGCAGGUACAGUUACCUGUUUAACAUCGAACUGCAGACGUCUAUCUGCAAAAUGGACAUUGCAGAUGUAUUAUCAAAUGAAUGAGACUAAGGAUUGUAUUGAGGAUUAGGCAGCACCGGAGCAAAUGUGUUUAGGUUUUUUGGUUUUAGGUGCAUUACUAUGUGGGUCCUCUCUCAAGAUACAGCCCCCCCCCCAAAACGUGUUUGGACACUUUAAUCAUGUAACCGUUGGUAAACUUCUUUAAACUUUAAUGACAGUCUUUAGGUUACUUCAUAAAAUGUUGAACAAAAUAAUAUUUGUUUCAGAAAAACAACAUCACAACAUCAAUAUGAUGGUUUACUCUGUGUGGAGAAGAAUUCUGACCAGACUGCCCUAAGGGUUCUGUAAAGCACAGAGGUGGAAACGUCAAAGUCCAGCACAGUUGGUCAUUUAGUUGCUCAAGCACACCUGAUUAUACUCCUCUGUUGCCAGGUUUAGUGGGUGUCUGUGAGCAGGGGAGCCACCAAACUGCACCAGAUACUGACCCUCCAGGACCGGACUUGUGCAUUCCUAUGUAAUGAGAUUUUGUUCAUUGAUGGGGUGAUGAGUUCAGGAGAGUACAAAGGCAUUUUGGAUGCAAACCUACACACUUAAAGAAGACAGUUCUUCAAGAGUUCUUUAAUAAAGUCUUUAAUAAAAUGGUUCUAUAUAGAACAGUGAACACUCAGAGAACCCUGUGCAUGAUCAAACAGUUCUUUACAUCAUGAAAUCAUUCUUCAUAUUGAUGAAGGUUGUGCUGUCUAAGGUUCUAUACAGAACCUUUUUGAAAAGGUUUUCUAUAUAGCACCAAAAAGGGUUCUUCUAUGGUUACAAGCUUAACAUUAU